This is a messenger RNA of Vitis vinifera (wine grape), 1948 nucleotides long. RefSeq names its product protein sym-1. The transcript has 8 exons. Lineage: Eukaryota; Viridiplantae; Streptophyta; Magnoliopsida; Vitales; Vitaceae. The record is from RefSeq and is a predicted model, not a curated record. Gene Ontology annotation, cellular component: membrane; cytoplasm. The coding region runs from base 124 to 1005 and encodes 293 amino acids.
CGCCCUCUAUAGAGUAUAUAUAGUUGCAUCUCUCUCUCCAACGGUCCGCAAAUUCACUACUGCGACGGCUAACUUAGCAGCGUAACCUCGCCGCGACCAACUCCUCAAAACCCCAGGGCAAUAAUGGCUCCAAACCCCAUAACACUAACCCGUAUGUCUCCACUCCUGUUCCGAUUCUUGGGUUUUUCUAGAAAUACUAUUUAUAGUUCUAGAAUCCCCACAAAUCCAAUUCGGAUAAGCACAGUUAGGAGCUAUUCUACAUGCCAUUUUUUCUGUUAUCCCUCACAUUCUAGUGUCAGGACCGUGUUCAAGGAUUUGGGUCGCUCUGAAAUCGGGUUUUCGAAAAAGGGUUCCGACUAUUUUCGGAUUUCAGCGGUCUCGGAUGGUGGGUCCGGUGGAACUGGUGGGUUUGGAGGGUUUGGUGACGGGAAUUCCGGUGGGAAAAGUGAAGGUAGCGGCGGCGGUGGCGAUUGGUCGUUGCUUUCAUGGUACUUGGCUCUCCUUGAGAAGUAUCCUGUGUUGACAAAAGCCAUAACAUCUGCAUUUUUAACUCUUGUUGGAGAUCUGAUUUGCCAGCUUGUGAUUGAUCAAGUGCCAUCAUUGGACCUGAAAAGGACAUUUCUAUUUACUUUAUUGGGACUGGUGUUAGUGGGUCCCACAUUGCACUUCUGGUAUUUGUAUCUAAGUAAAUUGGUGACAAUUCCUGGAGCAUCAGGUGCUUUCUUGCGGCUUCUACUUGAUCAGUUCCUUUUCUCUCCUAUAUUUAUUGGAGUUUUCUUAUCUACAUUGGUAACUCUAGAGGGGCGGCCAUCACAAGUUGUGCCCAAGCUUCAGCAGGAGUGGUUCUCUGCUGUUCUUGCAAAUUGGCAGCUGUGGAUACCUUUCCAGUUUCUCAACUUCCGAUUUGUCCCACAGCAGUUCCAGGUCCUUGCUGCUAAUGUUGUUGCUUUGGCAUGGAAUGUCAUUCUCUCAUUUAAAGCUCAUAAGGAGAUUCUCCCCAAAUAGGUGAGGAGAUAAUUUUGGUCAUGGAAUUAAACAACUUGAAGUAUAGGAUAAAAGUGGAGUUAUUGGAGGCAGGCUUAUGUAUCAUGGAGAGUGCAAGGGUUUCUCUCAGCUUUACUUCAUUUGGAGGAAGGUAAGAGGAUGGCUAGCAUAAAUUUUUUCGAAAGAGUCAUCAAAUUGGCUCCAAGGUUGAAGUUUGUUAGGACUUGGAGGGUUGAAAAUAGAGCUUAGAUGAAGUUUCAUUACUUUUGAGCAAUUUUUUCUGAGAGGAGAAGAAUCUUAUUAUUCCUAAAGGGCUAAUGAGAGUGGUUGGUCAGACUUCAAAUUUGUGGUCAUGAUUGAGUUCAGGCAAUUUUCUUAAUAUUUCAUUGAGGAGAGACCAAAAGGACACCUUAUUUUUCGACAUUUCAUUCGGGAAAGACCAAAAGUGAGAGUGACAACUUAACCUCAUUAAUACAAUUAGAGAUAUAUUAUCCAAUAACAUGUUUUCUAUUGUGGUAAAUGGAACCAAUUAUAUUGUUAUUUUAAAACCUUGUGUAAUCAUGCUCACACUUGUGUGAUGACAGACUUGCAAAUUUUUAUUUUUUUUUAAAGAUGUGUUAAGUAAAAGAGAGCUGAAAUAACCGAAUAACAUGUAGAUGUUGCAUCACAAAUAUUGGUGGUUGGAAGAAUAAUGACAUCAAGACUGAUAAAAAGGAUGUUUGGUGUCAUUAUUAGAUUUAUCCAUAACUAACAUUCUUGAUGGCUUGACAUCAUGACUCAUACAAAAAAUUUUGGUGCCAUUAUUAGCCUAUCCUAUGGCAAACUUUGUGGUGGUAUGGUAUUUCGAGACCCUGUGAUUGCUUUUUCAUUAUCUUCUUGUUUAUUUGAAGUUUCUACUGAUUCAUAACUCGGGAAAGCAAAAAAUUAUGUGGAAGUUGAUGCACUUGCAUCCGUUUCAUACUGU